AUGCACUUAAGCAAGUUUUUCCUGCCCGUGACUCUCAUCUUCAUCGCUUAUUGUAGCACUUUUGCGAGCGCGGAGAACGUGAUACAAGUCAAAAGCUUGAUGAAAGACUCUCAACGUGAACUAAUGGAUGAAAGCCACCGCAACCUCAGAGAAGGCGUGGCAGAAGAUGAUAUGAAGCCGGAAGAAGAAGAUGAAAGUGAAGAGAGAGGAUUUGCUUUUGGUCGUCGUCAAAUUGUGGCAUCGGUGGAUAACCUAGUGCGAACGAUGAGAAUGUCAGCGAAGGACCUUAAGCACUUUAUUGAUCUUGCUAAGAAGGUAAGUAUUAUGUCCGACAUAAAGCAAUUGAUGUACAAAAUAUAUCGUAGCUGGACGAACAAGAGAAAAAUUAAUAGCAUCACUGCUCGUCCAUCGUGA
This is a messenger RNA of Peronospora farinosa, 414 nucleotides long. The record is from the annotation of a GenBank genome assembly. NCBI's taxonomy places the organism in Eukaryota, Oomycota, Peronosporomycetes, Peronosporales, Peronosporaceae.